Messenger RNA from Podarcis muralis (Common wall lizard), 784 nucleotides. RefSeq lists its product as uncharacterized. Lineage: Eukaryota; Metazoa; Chordata; Lepidosauria; Squamata; Lacertidae. The record is from RefSeq and is a predicted model, not a curated record.
GGGGGCGGGGCUCCCCUAGGGGCGGCUCCCCCUCCCGGCCUGCCCCCCCCCGCGAGGAAGUAUUUGCACUGAAAAGAAAAGGGGGGGCGGCAGAAGAGGCGGAGCUGCCAGAAGAGCCCCCCCCCGCCCCGCUGCUGGCUCGCCGCCUCUUCCUCCGGGGGGGCUGGGAUGCCCCAUGGAGCGCAUGGAAGUGGAGCCCAGCGGGGCGGGGGGGGCCCUGCGGAGGUCCAACAGCGCCCCCCUCCUGCCGGGGUCCUGCGGGACCCCCCCGCGGAAGGAGGAGCCGGCCGGGCCCCCCCGGAGCCGCCGCAGCAGCGUCUGCCUGGACAGCGGGCUGGGGGUUGAGGCCGUGAGCGAGACGCUCCCCAGAGUUUGGGGGGCCCCCAGCAGCAGGGCGCCCCCUGGCGGCCUCCACGGCGGCAGCCCCGGACCGGGGACCAGCUAUGGGUUUUCCAGCCCCCCCAGUGCUGUGACCCCCCACUCCUGGCAUCUCCAGAGGCUCCCCACCUCCCCAAGCACAAGGACCCCCCCAACGCUGGAAACCCUGAAGAGGAAAGGUAGAAAAAGAAAAGGGGGAAACAUGGAAGAACAUGAGCAUUGCUGGUGGAGGGGCCCCUCUCAUUUGUGGGGGGCUCCAAGAGCGAGGACUGGACAUCGACUCCCCCCCGAAAAAGCUCUUUGUGGCGGGGGUCCCCCUCACGCCCCCAGCCCCAUAGCUCUGGCAUUCAGACCAGAGCCCUCCUGGCUAGGCGCCAUCGACAGCCUGAGGGAGUUCCGCAGUUAA